Messenger RNA from Gopherus evgoodei (Goodes thornscrub tortoise), 4905 nucleotides. RefSeq names its product cell migration inducing hyaluronidase 2 (gene CEMIP2). The record is from RefSeq and is a predicted model, not a curated record. Lineage: Eukaryota; Metazoa; Chordata; Testudines; Testudinidae.
GGCUUGGCUUCUGCCCCGCGGCGCCUCCGGCCUUCCUCUCCGUGCCGGGCAGGGCAGGGCAGCCCAGGCCCCGGUGCUCCUCCUCCGGCCCAGCCUCUCAGCGCCGGGGAAGAGGGGGUGCAGCCGGGCUGGGCGGGGAAGGGGCGGCCGGGCGGAGCCGCGUCAUUUCGGGGACGGGGGCGGAGCGGGCUGUUUCCCCUCCAGGCCCCAAGGCAGGAGCCGCUGCCAGUUGCAUAAAAGCAGCAGCCGGGGCGGGGACCGGGCCACCAUGCCGCCCUGACCGGUAGCGUCCGCCGCACGCCGCCGAGUGACCUUAUAACAUGCAAGCCAUUGAUCCUAGGGGGAAUUCCCCUGCUUUCCUUCAGCCUCAGAAUGGGAGCAGUCAUCGAUCAUCUGGCUAUGUUCCAGGGAGAAUUGUUCCUCUUCGUCCACCCCCACGUCCAAAGAGCCAAACUUCAGCCAAAUUUACAUCUGCAGGACAAGAAGCUCAUGCAACAUUUGCCCUCUCACCAGAGGAGCAGCGCCGUCAAGCAGAAACCAGCAGAAAGAAAAGACACAAAAAUACUCUCAUUUGCUUUGGCAUUUCUAGCUUUUCAUUUUUUAUUGCACUGGCAGUUAUCUUGGGAAUAUCUUCAAAAUAUGCACCAGAUGAGAAUUGUCCAGAUCAGAACCCUCGUCUUCAGAAUUGGAACCCUGGACAAGAUACUGGAAAGAGAGUUAUCAUCAAAAAGGGAGAUUUGUUUCGUCUGAAUAUGGAUGCUACAGUGCACUCUAUAGUCAUACAGGAUGGAGGAUUGCUUGUCUUUGGUGAUGAUAAAGAUGGAUCCAGAAAUAUCACUUUGAAAACUCGCUUUAUCCUGAUAAAGGAUGGUGGAGCGCUUCAUAUUGGAGCACAAAACUGUCGCUAUAAAUCCAAAGCAACUAUAAUCUUGUAUGGCAAAUCAGAUGAAGGUGAUCAUGUGCCAACAUUUGGCAAAAAGUUUAUUGGUGUUGGCUCUGAUGGAACACUGGAAUUGCAUGGGACUCAGAAGUUAUCAUGGACUUUGCUGUCCAAGACUGUAUAUUCCUCAGGGCUGGCCUCUGGUUCUUAUGCAUUUGAAAGGAAUUUUUCCCGAGGGCUAAAUGUGAGAGUGAUUGACCAGGACACAGCACAAGUUUUGGUUGUUGAUAAGUUUGAUACCCAUGAAUAUCAAAACGAAAGCAGGAGACUUCAGGAUAUUUUAAAAGGUCAGGAUCCUGGCCGCAUUGUUGCUAUUGCUGUGGGAGAUUCAGCUGCUAAAAAUCUCCUGGACGAAACCAGAUUCACUAUUCAAAACCUUCUGGGAAGUAAGCUUGUCAAAGGAUUGAGUUACAGGCAAGCCUGGGCUUUAGUUGGUGUUAUAGGUGGUGGAAAUUCCUCCUGUAAUGAAUCUGUGAGAGACUAUGAAAAUCAUAGCACUGGGGGAAAAGCUCUUGCUCAUAGAGAAUUUUUCACAAUGGAUGGUCAGAAGUUUUCUGUGAGAGCUUUUAGUGAAUGGAAUGAAGGUGUCCCACGUUCAGGUUUUCAGGUAGAGGCUAUAGAUGGAGUGAUACUACAUCUGUUGGAGGAUGUUAGUAAGUGGGAGACUGAAGACCAGAUUGUAGUUGCAAGCACCGAUUAUUCAAUGUACCAAGCAGAGGAAUUCACUCUCCUUCCCUGUCCAGAGUGUAACAGAUAUCAGGUCAAAGUCAAAGAAAAUCCCCAGUUUCUUCAUAUGGGAGAUGUCAUUGAUGGAGUGGACAUGAGGGCAGAGGUUGGAGUUCUCACUAGGAAUAUCCUGGUCAAGGGAGAGACAGAAAAGUCCUGCUAUGCUGGCAAUCAGUGUCAGUACUUCAAUUACGAUACAUUUGGUGGACAAAUCAAGAUUUUGAAGAAUUUCACAUCUGUUCAUCUCUCUCAUGUGGAACUGAGGCAAAUGGGCCAGCAACUGAUAGGAAGUUACCCUGUUCACUUCCACCGCUGUGGGGAUGUGGAUGAGAAAGGAGGUUACAGCUUCAGGACUUAUCUGGAAGGCCUUUCCAUUCAUCAUUGUUUCUCCAGAUGUGUGACAAUUCAUGCAACUAAUGGCUUGUUGGUAGAUAAGGACACCAUUGGUUAUGACACACUAGGCCACUGUUUCUUCAUAGAGGAUGGCAUUGAACAGAGGAAUAUUCUGUUCCACAACCUUGGACUAGUCACCAAACCAGGCGCUCUUCUUCCAGACAGAAAUAGCACCAUGUGUAUGGCCAUUAAGGAUAAAGUGUAUGGAAAUUAUGUUCCAGUGCCAGCCACAGACUGCAUGGCUGUUUCAACAUUCUGGAUUGCUCAUCCCAACAAUCAUCUUAUAAAUAAUGCAGCAGCAGGCUCACAGGAUGCUGGAAUAUGGUAUUUGUUCCACAAGAGUUCAACAGGAGAUUCUCAUGGUUUGUACCCUGAAACCAAGGCAGAGCUUACAUUAGGCAUCUUCUAUAACAACAGAGUUCAUUCUAAUUUUAGAUUUAUCGUGAAAGAUAAUUUUGCUGGCUUAUUUAUUGAUAAAGGUGUAAAAACCACCAAUGCUAGUGCUGAGGAUCCAAGGGAAUAUCUUUGUCUGGACAACAAUGCGAGGUUUCGACCUCAUCAAGAUGCCGACCCUGAGAAGCCCCGAGUUGCUGCUCUGAUUGACAGACUAAUUGCUUUUAAAAACAAUGAUCAUGGGUCUUGGGUCAGAGGAGGGGACAUCAUCAUUCAGAACUCUGGGUUUGCUGACAAUGGAAUAGGUUUAACUUUGCCAGGUGAUAAUCUUGGACUUCAUUUUGAUAGUGACGGAAGCUUCCCAAAAGAUGAAGGCUCCAGCCAGGAAGUAUCAGAAUCUUUGUUUGUUGGCGAGAGCAGGAAUUAUGGCUUCCACGGUGGCCAAAACAAAUACUCAGGAACUGGAGGAAUAGAUAAUAAAAAUCGCACUCUUCCUAGAAAUCGGACAUUUCCAAUCAGAGGUUUUCAGAUUUACGAUGGACCCAUUCAUCUUACCAAAUGCACAUUCAAAAACUUUGUGCCGACUGCUGAUAGAUACACCAGUGCAAUUGGAUUCCUGUUGAAAAACCCGUGGCAGUUGACACCUAAAAACAACAUUUCUCUCGUUAAGUUUGUUCCCUUUUAUGGUCAGGUUUCUCUGAAAGUCUUUUUUGGUAAACCUGGUCCCUGGUUUGAAGACAGUGCUGACGGUGACAAGAACUCAAUAUUCCAUGAUAUAGAUGGUUCUGUGGCUGAAUACAAGGAUACUUAUGUUGGUAGAAUGGAUAAUUUCCUGAUCCGACAUCCAAAAUGUAUUAAUAUUACACAGUGGAAUGGUGUGGUCUGCAGUGGGACCUAUGCACAGGUUGGAACUGUUGCAGUUCUUUUAUACAUCCAGACAAGGAACCCACAGAACCUUACUAUGACCAUAGUACGAGACGAAUACCCUUUCAGCCCCAUGGCACUCCGAGGUAUUAACCAGCGAGCUGCCUUUCAACAGUACCAGCCUGUAGUGAUGCUUCAGAAGGGCUAUACGAUCCAUUGGAAUGGACAAGCUCCCCAAAGCACUUUUCUUUAUCUCAUUAACUUUAACAGGAAUGACUGGAUUCGAGUUGGACUCUGUUAUCCAUUAAGCACAACUUUCAAUAACAUUGAUGUCUUUCAAAGGCAGACAUCUGCUUUCUAUAGUGUGGAGGACUAUACAUCAGUAACUUCGAUGAUGGAGCUGCAGAAAAAAUCGAUCAGAGAAGAAGUUUUAUUUUGACACAGCACUGGAUUGCUGUUUUUAUAUCCAGCCAAAUACAAUAGGGAUGGUCACAGUUAUUGUUCAGCUCAGGGAUGUGAAAGGGUCAAGAUUCAGGCCACUGUUCAAUCAAAAGAGAUCAGUAACUGCAUGACAAAAGCUUAUCCAAAGAGCUACCAAGCACCAACUGUUCUACAACCAAUGCCAGCCAAAACCACUGCACAGUGUAAUUGUGGCACAACUCAGAUGGCAUUUACCAGUGAUCCUCACAAAACCUACCUCCUUGUGCAAAUUCAGUCCACUAGCAAAGUAGAAUUACAAAGUAGUCUUCCAUCUUUUAUCUCUGUCAAUGGAAAUAAGUUUCCCUUCAAAGAUGUGGGUGUAUUUACCCUAGUAGUUGAUGCCUGUGUUGGCACUGUGACAGAAAAAAAAAUUUUUCUUCAAGCAAACAUUAAAAGCAUAGAUGAAUAUUUAAAAACUGGAAUUCCACAAAGAUCAAUAGUUUUACUAAGCACAAGAGGUGACAUAAGAAACCUUAAUAUUUCGGAAGCCUUAAUGUCCCUGGGAACAGCCAAACCAGCUCAUCUUCAAAAUAAGGGAAGCAUAGCCUUUCUUGGCUUCAGAGGGAACUUUAAACCUUCCUGGGCUAAGCUAUUUACCAGUCCUGCUGGGCAGGGCCUAGGUCAGAUUGAAAAGUUUAUACCUUUACAAAUGGAAGAGUAUGGCUGCACCAGAGUGAGCUCUAGCAAACGAAAAGACUUGGAACUUUUAAAGCAAGCUUCAAGAGCACAUUAGAGACUAAGAUGUACUAAGUGCUGGAAGAAAAUGUGAACUAACUUAUUUAAUUUAUGGCAUUUUAAACUAUACUUUAUCCCAAGUAAACCAUUUUACUGUUUUGAUAAAGACAUGCCUAUGUUGACCGCUGAAAUGCCAGUCUGUGCACCUUCUAGUUGUACAAAAUGUUAAAGAAUUUAUUACUAUUUGUAUAGACAGGGUUUUCAGAGAUUUUUUUCUGAUGUUUGUAUUUACUGAAAACAGUUACUUUUUUUUAAUACUUUUGUAGCCUGAGAAUUGAGGAUGCUUGUAAGGAUCCGCCUGGAGAAGUUUUGGUAGCAAGUAUUGGAUUGCUUAGGGUUUUAAAAAAAAAUUAAUUAAAAUAUCUGUCUCUUAA